Falco peregrinus (peregrine falcon) is the source of this 313-nucleotide messenger RNA. Its product is annotated as platelet binding protein GspB-like. Bases 1 to 300 code for a protein of 99 amino acids. The transcript is spliced from 2 exons. Lineage: Eukaryota; Metazoa; Chordata; Aves; Falconiformes; Falconidae. The record is from RefSeq and is a predicted model, not a curated record.
AUGGGGAGCCGCGGGGAAGGCGGGGCUUCGGCUUCGGCUUCGGCUUCGGCUUCGGCUUCGGCUUCGGCUUCGGCUUCGGCUUCGGCUUCGGCUUCGGCUUCGGCUUCGGCUUCGGCUUCGGCUUCGGCUUCGGCUUCGGCUUCAGGCGGUGUCUCCCCAGGCUCCUCGCGCAGGGUUUGUCUGGAGGAGGUUAUUCAAGUAGCAGGUUACCACGUCACCGCACCUGCAGGGGCAAGCAGAGAGAAUGCACAUUCGCUAACCGUAUUGCCAGCGACAGAGGUCAUUCUGAGAGGGAACUGAUUGCAACCCUGCC